Salvia miltiorrhiza (redroot sage) is the source of this 4593-nucleotide messenger RNA. RefSeq lists its product as uncharacterized. The record is from RefSeq and is a predicted model, not a curated record. The coding region runs from base 1 to 4593 and encodes 1530 amino acids. Gene Ontology annotation, molecular function: nucleic acid binding; RNA-DNA hybrid ribonuclease activity. Lineage: Eukaryota; Viridiplantae; Streptophyta; Magnoliopsida; Lamiales; Lamiaceae. The transcript has 3 exons.
AUGGUGACCCCUAGUAGAAGCUCUUGUCGUGAGUUCUGUAAGUUUAUUGAGGACGCUGACUUUAUAGAAUCGCCUACGACGGGGCUGUAUUUUACUUGGUCGGGCCGUCGCUUUCUUCCCCGGCAUAUUGAGUCAAGGCUUGAUCGAGCUCUUUUCUCUUCUGGUUUCGAUGAUAUGUGGACCAAUAUUGUCACUCAUGCGUUACCUAGACUGACUUCGGAUCACUCGGCUUUAGUUCUUCAAUGUAGAGACGCGGCUCCUCCUGGGAAACGUUCGUUCCGGUUUCUUAACAUGUGGGUUUUGCACCCUGACUUUCAUAACUUGGUUCAUAACUCUUGGUCUGGUGAUGUGGACGUCCGAUGUCCCAUUUUCAAGGUGAUGUUUAAACUGAGAAGGCUCUGUGCUGAUCUUAAGACCUGGAAUCGUACGGUUUUUGGGCAUGUUGAUGAGCAGAUUGUGACUUACCAAGCUGCGCUUUUGGAGAUUCAGCAGCGUAUUUCACAAAAUGGGUACUCAGAUUCGGUUUUUGAUGAGGAGAUACAGGCUCAAGCGCGGCUUAACAUCAUUUUGGAAAGAAAGAACAGUUUAUUGCAUCAGAAAAGUAGAGCGAAGUGGUUGACUGAUGGUGAUCGCAACACUUCCUUUUUCCACCAUCUCAUCAAAUUCAGAAAACCGAAGGAGGAGGGUCCAGGUAGAGAUGACAGGACCAUGUUAGAAGCUAUUAUUGAUCAUAGUGUCACGGAGGAACAGAAUGCUAAUUUGAUCAGAAUUCCGGAGGAUGAGGAGGUCAAGGCCUCGGUUUUUGGUAUGGACGCUUCUAGCGCCCCGGGUCCUGAUGGUUUUUCGGGUCUCUUCUUUCAGAAUUGUUGGAGUAUCAUUAAAGAGGAUAUCUGUUUCGCUGUUCGGGCUUUCUUUUUACAUUCUUACCUUCCUGCCGGCUGCAAUGCUAGCACGUUGAUUUUGAUUCCUAAGAAAGAUCAGGUUGAUACGGUGGCUGAUCUUCGUCCUAUCAUUCUCUCGAACUUCUUUUUUAAGAUCAUUUCUAAACUUUUGGCUACCAGAUUGAGCGCGGCGGCGGCGGUUUGUGUUACUCCUAAUCAGUUUGGUUUCAUCAGUGGUCGCUCUAUUCAUGAUUGCAUUGUGCUGGGAUCUGAGGGUUUUAAUUGCAUGAAUAGAACUGGUCGGCGCUCGAAUUUUGCUUGCAAGAUUGACAUUCGCAAAGCCUUUGACACAAUGAGCUGGGGGUUCAUUUUACAGGUGCUUCAAGUCAACGGUUUUCAUGAGACUUUUAUCAGAUGGAUUUCUGUGAUUUUCACCUCGGCUCGCAUUUCUAUUCUUUAUAAUGGUCAGUUGAGUGGUUAUUUUGCUUGCUCCAGGGGGGUGCGCCAGGGAGACCCCCUUUCACCUAUUCUGUUUGGCAUUGCUGAGGACGUCCUAAGCCAUCUUUUUCUGAAUUGUGUGCAUUCUCGGCACCUGGUGCCCAUGGAUUUUAGCCGGGGAUCUCACUUUCCCACGCAUCUUUUAUACGCGGACGAUAUCCUCAUUUUCUGUAAAGCUUCGGUUAGAAAUGCCAAAAAGAUCAAAGAAAUAUUGAAUCUUUAUGGUGAGCUGUCGGGGCAGGUUUGCAAUCCGCUUAAGUCUCAUGUCUACUUUUCGUCUAAGGUGGCGACUCCUCUACGAAAUAAUAUUAAGAGGGAACUAGGAUUUGCUAUCGGAAGUUCGCCGAUCACUUACCUUGGUGUUCCUUUGUUCACGGGCCGUAUUCGUGCUACUUAUUUUAUGGCUAUUUAUGAUAAAAUCAUUAAUAAGUUUGCAAGAUGGAAAGGCUUGCAGCUCUCUAUGGCAGGACGUAUUUGUUUGGUUCGUUUGGUGAUUCAAAGUUCGGUUACUCAUUCCAUGAUGAUCUAUAGAUGGCCGAAAUCUCUUAUUUAUAAUUUGGAUAAAAAAUGUCGUAAUUUCAUCUGGACUGGAAGUGUUGAUAUCAAACCUUCCUGCCCGGUCAGCUGGAAUCGGAUUUAUGCUCCGCGUGCGGAAGGGGGUUUGGGAGUGCAAUCUUUCUCUACGAUGAACAAGAGUUAUCUGAUGAAAAUGGCGUGGAAAAUGGUCCAAGGUCAGGAUUUUGCUUUUGCUGUUCUGCGUACUCGUUACCUCACUUUAUUUGGUUACGCGAAGCUUAAUAUUGCCUCUUCCCCUUAUUGGACGGGAAUUCGGGAACAUGUGAAUCAACUUGUUGAUAACUCUUUUUCUUAUGUGGGCAAGGGGUCGACCACUUACUUUUGGAAAGACGAUUGGUUGGGUUACAAGCUGGUUGAUAAGUUAAGGAUUCCAACUUUUAUGCAUGAGUUCCUCAAUCAGGCUAUCGAUGAUUAUUUUUUUGAUGGAAUCUGGCAUUUCACAGAGGACUUUAUUAUUCAUUGCUCUGAUAUUGUGGUGGAUAUUCUCCUCCUCCCUUUUGGUGAAGAGGAAGAUCAACGUUUCUGGAAGUCUUCGCUUACUGGUGAAGUUUCGGCUGCUUUGGCGUUUGCGGCCAACAAUCAUUGUUUCCCCAAGGUUUGUUGGGGGAGUUGGAUAUGGGAGAAAUUUAUUCCGGAGCACCGAUCUCUGCUAACUUGGAGGUUAAUCCAUAGACGCUUACCUACUCAGGAUAUUUUGAUUCGUCAUGGGAAGAUGGUUGGGCCGAAUAGGUGCGCCCUCUGUGGUAGGGAUGAGGAAACUAUUAGUCAUCUGUUUUGGAGAUGCUCGGAGGUUAAGCUUGCUUGGCAUGAAUUCCUGGAGUGGUUUCAUAAGAUUGAAUAUCUGCAUCAGGCGGACAUUCACGACUUCCUGGUCAUUGCUUGGAAUGCUAAGUUCAGUUCGUUGGUGACUUCGUUCUGGAAAGUGGGGGUUAUAAAUUUGCUUUGGAAAAUUUGGGAUUGUCGCAAUCAAGUCAUCUUUGAAGAUAAAAGUUUCUCUCCGAGGGAUCUCAGCCGUUUUCUUAAAGUGGCUUUCAAAGAAAUGGAUGCUCAUUUCUCCAAAAUGGGUACUUCUAAUAAUUCUUGGUCGGAUUAUCUCAUUUUGAGAAGUGUUGGAGUUGCUUCUCGUGCGGCUCCUCCACCGGUUAUGGUCAAUGUCCACUGGUGGCCUCCGGUGGGUCCUUGGAUCAAAGUCAAUACGGAUGGGUCCGCGAUGGGAGCUCCGGGAAGUAUUGCUGCUGGGGGUGUUUUUAGGGAUCAUUGGGGCUGGGUCCGGGGUUGCUUCCACUUUAAAGGAGGAACGGGUUUUGCCUUUGAAGCGGAACUUCUUGCGGUGAUAUAUGCGAUUAUGAUCGCACAUCAUAGAGGCUGGUAUAUGUUGUGGAUUGAAAGCGAUUCGGCCUAUAUUGUUCGUUUACUGAAUUCGAGAUCGUUGGAUGUUCCGUGGCAUUUCAUGGCGACGUGGAGAAAAGCGCUUAAGCUCUUGGAGGAGUUUCAGGUGCAGGUUUCGCAUAUUUUUCAUGAGGGAAACUGUGCAGCGGAUUUGAUGGCGAAUCCGGCUAGAACUGAGGGAUGGUGGCCCUAUGCCCGGGACGAGAUUAAGAAUGCGGUGGCCAUGGACAUGGCGAAUCAUAGCCAUGUUAGGAUCAAGGGGAUGUUGCUGUGUUUCUUGGCUGCGGGGUUUUAUCGAACAGAUGGUGGGCGGGUUUCUGCCUGGGUCUUGUUCAUAAGGAGGCUGGAGUGGAGUUUCUUUUUUAUCGCGCAAGGGUUGCUUUCGGUUCAGCGGCGUGAUCUGCGGUGGAAUAAGGAGCAGCUAUGCGUUCCUUGGCAGCUUAAGGUUUUUUCGAUUUUGUUUGACUGGGACCUUUUUUCAAACAGCUGGUGGGCGGGUUUGGUAAGGAUUUUCUGGAUGGAGAUAGGCAUCGGGCGGUCGUUUGCUGUUUGGUUUUGGGAAGGUUGUAUCUUCGGCGACGGCACCUCACCGGCCGCUAUGAUCACCUUGUCGUCUGGUAUGGGCUGUGGAGGGAAUAUUACAGCCGACAACAAACUGCUCUUUGUUUCUCAUGGCAUGGUUGGAAGAGGUUUUUUAGAGGAGGAUGGGCCUUCAGCGACGGUGUAUCACCGGCUGCUUGGUUCCUCCGCCUCUGUUGAACGAUGGCUGGAGGAGGGAAUCGGCGACGGCGUAUUACCGGCCAAAUUCCCUUCUAUGACAGCUUUCAGUGUGGCCACCUUCGUCGUUAGAUGGCUGGAGGAGGGAAUCGGCGACGGCGUUUUACCGGCCGAAUUCCCUUCUAUGACAGCUUUCAGUGUGGCCACCUUCGUCGUUAGAUGGCUGGAGGAGGGAAUCGGCGACGGUGUUUUACCGACCGCUUUCCCUUCUAGGAUAGCUUUUAGUGAUCGUUGGCUGGAGGAGGGUUUCGGCGACGGCGUAUUACCGGCCGGUUUCCCUUCUAUGAUAGCCCUCGGUGUUAUUUGUUGGUUGUUAGUUUUUGCUUGCAUCUGCUUUUCCUCUUGUUUUUUCUUUGUGUUGAGAAGCCGGGAUUAUCUAGGAACGAUGGUUCGGCCGGAGUUUCUGAGAUUCUCCCAACUCAGCUUCCAGCACUUUUUUCUUUUAGACGAGUACUCUUUUCCCUCAUGCUGA